This is a messenger RNA of Metschnikowia bicuspidata var. bicuspidata NRRL YB-4993, 1266 nucleotides long. RefSeq names its product Lem3p (gene LEM3). The transcript has a single exon. The record is from RefSeq and is a predicted model, not a curated record. Lineage: Eukaryota; Fungi; Ascomycota; Pichiomycetes; Serinales; Metschnikowiaceae. Gene Ontology annotation, cellular component: plasma membrane; endoplasmic reticulum; Golgi apparatus. The coding region runs from base 1 to 1266 and encodes 421 amino acids.
AUGCAAGCAACGGGCCGGGCCAGAACUUCAAAUGAAAUCAACGAAAACGAGCUGCCUUUUGAAGAUGGCGUGAAUGAUCUUGUGGAUAGAAGCGGCACUGAUACCGAUUCAGAUUUAGAUGACGAUGUGCCUGAACAGAAAGAGAAGAGUAAACGCCCCCCUGAUAACAAUUUCUCCCAGCAGAGGUUAAAAGCAGUAAACCCGGUGUUCACUGCAAGAACGGUGAUUCCAAUUCUCCUUCUUUUGGGAGUUUUCUUAGUGCCGCUUGGCGCUGCCAUGUGGUUGGCUUCCAGCCGAAUUGAAGAUAUACUCAUAGAAUACACACAGUGUGAAAACGAGGCUUCCAGAGACCAUUGGUCGUCCAUACCAGAAGAGUACUUACUGUAUCAUUUGAAGGACAAUGCUAAUAUUGGCGAUGCCCAGUGGAUGUUGGCUACAGACGAGACCCAAGCGGAUGAGGAUGAGAUGAACGUGUGCAAGAUCCAGUUCGAGAUUCCUCACAGAAUCAAGGGCCCACUCUACCUCUUCUACCGAUUGAAGAACUUCCAUCAAAAUCACAGACGGUAUGUGAAGUCUUUUUCCGAGGAUCAACUCAACGGCAAAGCUGCAUCGGUCAGUGUAAUCAAAGACACCGUCGGACUCAAUUGUGAGCCUCUCUCGCUCGAUGAAGACGGGAAUAGGAUCUAUCCAUGUGGCUUGAUUGCUAAUUCACUUUUCAAUGAUACGUACUCGUCAACGCUUGAGGCGGUCAACGGGACGUCUACAAGCUACAAUAUGAGCAACGAUGGAAUCGCAUGGUCAACCAAUAAGAACAGAUUCAAGAAAACAGAAUACAACUACGAGGACAUUGUACCUCCACCUAACUGGAUCAAGAAGUUCCCGGAUGGCUACAACUCCACAAACGUCCCGGAUAUCCUGACAUGGGCCGAGUUCCAGAACUGGAUGUUCACCUCUGCUUUUGCUGAUUUCCACAAAUUGGCCCUUAAAAAUGAUAACGAUGCCAUUGAUGAGGGCACGUAUGAGAUCUCCAUCGGAUUGCAUUUCCCCGUCUUGCCCUACGAUGGCAAAAAGUACAUUUUCUUGUCGCAAAGAUCUGUCCUUGGAGGCAAAAAUUACUUCCUAGGGUAUGUGUGGAUUGCUAGUGGAGGCGUGUGUAUUAUUCUAGGUCUUGUUUUGUUGAUAGUGAACAUGCUCAUGCCUAGAAGAGCGGGUGACGUCAACUUGUUGAGUUGGAACAGAGAGGCCAUCACCAAAGAUGAAAAGUGA